Molecule: messenger RNA, 3024 nt
Organism: Condylura cristata (star-nosed mole)
Lineage: Eukaryota; Metazoa; Chordata; Mammalia; Eulipotyphla; Talpidae
Gene: PLP1
Product: proteolipid protein 1
Exons: 7
Coding region: 204-1037 (277 amino acids)
Biological process (GO): axon development; central nervous system myelination
Cellular component (GO): plasma membrane; myelin sheath
Molecular function (GO): structural constituent of myelin sheath
Source: RefSeq, a predicted model, not a curated record
AAAGCGGGCCUGUCCCUUUAAGGGGGUUGGCUGUCAAUCAGAAAGCCCUUUUCAUUGCAGGAGAAGAGGACAAAGAUACUCAGAGAGAAAAAGUAAAAGACUGAAGAAGGAGACUGGAGAGACCAGGAUCCUUCCAGCUGAACAAAGUCAGCCGAAAAGCAGACUAGCCAGCCGGCUACAAUUGGAGUCACAGUCCCAAAGACAUGGGCUUGUUAGAGUGCUGUGCAAGAUGUCUCGUAGGGGCCCCCUUUGCUUCCCUGGUGGCCACUGGAUUGUGUUUCUUUGGGGUGGCACUGUUCUGUGGCUGUGGACAUGAAGCACUCACUGGCACAGAAAAGCUAAUUGAGACCUAUUUCUCCAAAAACUUCCAGGACUAUGAGUAUCUCAUCAAUGUGAUCCAUGCCUUCCAGUAUGUCAUCUAUGGAACUGCCUCUUUCUUCUUCCUUUAUGGGGCCCUCCUGCUGGCUGAGGGCUUCUACACCACCGGCGCAGUCAGGCAGAUCUUUGGCGACUACAAGACCACCAUCUGCGGCAAGGGCCUGAGUGCAACGGUAACAGGGGGCCAGAAGGGGAGGGGUUCCAGAGGCCAACAUCAAGCUCAUUCUUUGGAGCGGGUGUGUCAUUGUUUGGGAAAAUGGCUAGGACAUCCCGACAAGUUUGUGGGCAUCACCUAUGCCCUGACCGUUGUGUGGCUCCUGGUGUUUGCCUGCUCUGCUGUGCCUGUGUACAUUUACUUCAACACCUGGACCACCUGCCAGUCUAUUGCUUCUCCCAGCAAGACCUCCGCCAGUAUAGGCAGUCUCUGUGCUGAUGCUAGAAUGUACGGUAUUCUUCCAUGGAAUGCAUUCCCUGGCAAGGUGUGUGGCUCCAACCUUCUGUCCAUCUGCAAAACAGCUGAGUUCCAAAUGACCUUCCACCUGUUUAUUGCUGCAUUUGUGGGGGCUGCAGCCACAUUGGUUUCCCUGCUCACCUUCAUGAUUGCUGCCACUUACAACUUCGCCGUUCUUAAACUCAUGGGCCGAGGCACCAAGUUCUGAUCUCCUGUAGAAAUUCCCCUUUCUCUAAUAGCGACGCUCUAACAGCCCAGCCUACAAUGCUGCGUCUCCCACGUUAACUCUUUGCCUUUGCCACUGAAUGGCCCUUUUCUUACUUGAUGAGUGUAACAAGAAAGGAGAGUCUCGAGAGGACCCAGGUCUCUUGGUGAACUCUCCCCUCUUAUGUACCUCUUUUAGACAUUUUGCUUCACAGCUGGUUCCUGCUAGAAAUGGGAAAUGCUUAAGGUGGUGACUCCCCAACUGCAAGUCACAAAGCAAUGGAGGCUCUAAUUCAAUUGGCAACCAGGAAGCGUGUUCUUCUCAAAGGGCACUGCCACCGGUGGAAAGAAAGAUGCUCAGGUAGAGGGAAGGGAGGUACCAGUUCCCCUGCCAUCUAGAAGGGCCAGCUCUAGUCUCCUUGGUGUACAAAGCAGAGGACUCAUUCCUGUCUCCCUGUUACCACUGAAGAAAAAAAGAAUGCCAGCGAAAUAAUAAGAGCAUUUACGCAAACCUCCCUGUUGCAGCUGGGAAAAGGGGGUCAAAGCAAGGAUCUUUCACCCGUAGAGAGAGAGCACUGACCCCAAUGGCGAUGGGUAAUUAAGGCCCUAACUCAGCCCACCUUACUUACAGCAUAGGAGAGCGCAGUGUCUGUGUAGACAAAGGGCACCUGGCCACGCACCUUGUUAGAGAAGAGAGAAAGGGUGUUGUCAGCAUCUUCUCACUCCCUUCUCCUUGAUAACAGCUACCAUGACAACCCUGUGGUUUCCAAGGAGCUGAGAAUAGAGAGAAACUAGCUCAGAUGAAAAAAGACUGGCCACAGAGAGGCAGUCGCUGUGGCUAGCGGUGUAAACUGGGCCAGCCCUUUGGUAGACACAGGACUGAUAACCCUUUGGAUAGCAUGUCUUUCUUUUCUGUUACUUCGUUGUGUUCUCUGGCCUCUGUCAUAUCUUCACAAUGGUGCUCUUUUCAGGGGGUAGGUCCAUUCAGUAGUCAUCAUAAAUGAUUUGAAGAUCUUGAUUAGUUUCAGAACAAUGCGCAUUUCAUAUUUUCCAGUUUGCUUACUACUUGUUUAGGGUGGUCCCAGAAAGGUUGGGAGAAUGAUUCUUUAUGAUUCUUUUUAACAAAUGGAAGUUGGACAUUAAGCAUCACAAAUGCUGUUUAAAAUGUACUCAUUCUGUACCUCUAUUUGGAUUGUCUACAAAAUUAUUUUGCAGAAACAAAUUUUGGUGAAUUCGAACCACAGUUGGAAUGACCUGCUUGUCCUUUUCAGCUAGUGAGAGAUGGUUUGAGCUAGCAAUGUUACCUAAGCAUGUUAAAGAGUCAGGUUUAACACUCCAGUUUUUCUCUCCUGCUGUAGAUCACAUUACCAGACACACCAGCCGUCAGCUAUUUAGCUAAGAUCCCACAGCAAAGCAAAGGUGGAAGAGUUUGAAACCAGAAUAGCUUCUGGGUUUCAGUCUUCUCUUUCUGUGCUUGUUAACUCUGGGUUAAAAAAUAAAAGGCUGAUUGGUGAAGGAAAACAUUUUAUAGGUGUGACUGUAGGAGGGUCUAUUGUUUUAAAGAGUUGUUUUUGCUCCCCCUACCAUCCGCCCCCAAGUGGCUUCAGCAAUAUUUAAGGAGAUGUAAUAUCUUUGCAGAGACACUUGAUAUUUGCUUUCAGACCAGUAUACAAGAGAGUCUUCCAGGCUGCGUAGAGGGAGGAGAUGGAAAAGGUUCUGUAAGAAACCAAUCAAGAUCAAGGAAAGUGAAGUACUCCAUAUCUUGUGUUUUGUUUUGAUUUAAUAACAUAACCAAUAACCUUCCUUGAAAACCUCCCAUGCAUACGGACACAUAUACACAUGAAGAGAGUUAAUCAACUGAAAGUGUUUCCUUCAUUUCUGAUAUAGAAUUUCAAUUUUAACACACAUAAAGGAUAAACGUUUAGAACUUAUCUUACAAAAUGUAUUUUAUAAAAUUAAAGAAAAUAAAAUUAAGAAUGUUCUCAAUCAAA